This is a messenger RNA of Vespa velutina, 1236 nucleotides long. RefSeq names its product odorant receptor 22c-like. Gene Ontology annotation, biological process: detection of chemical stimulus involved in sensory perception of smell; sensory perception of smell. The transcript has 7 exons. Gene Ontology annotation, cellular component: plasma membrane. Lineage: Eukaryota; Metazoa; Arthropoda; Insecta; Hymenoptera; Vespidae. The record is from RefSeq and is a predicted model, not a curated record. Bases 19 to 1188 code for a protein of 389 amino acids. Gene Ontology annotation, molecular function: odorant binding; olfactory receptor activity.
AACCUUCAAAGGGAUAACAUGGAGAAAAAAAUCGAAACAAUCGACGUAACCGAGGCAAAGAAGUCAUUACUAUGGAACAGAUUAUUAUUGAAAUACGUUGGAAUUUGGCCACUCGAAAAUUCUAAUGGCCUUUUUUUCUUUUUCUUUAUUUAUCUUCUCUUACAUUGUUCAUUGGCAUUUGCCGAAUUGACAUAUCGUAAACACGAUUUUGACGUUUACAUGGCAAUUUUUGACGAAAACUUAUUGAUCCUAAUGACGCUAAUGAAAAUAACGUCGUGUUGGAUAAACAGACAAGCAUUAAAACGUCUGCUCGCUGAAAUAGAAAAUAAUUUCACCAUAGAUGACUAUAAUACGUUCGAGAAGAGAUUCAUUUUUAUCAAAUAUACCAAAAUGGCGAAAUAUUAUCUUUUAUUAGCGGUUACAUCGAUGACUUUAACAACUGGAUUUUAUUAUAUUCGGGCUUUGUUACCAAAUGUGAAAAUGGCUCUAAGAAAUUCGUCAUUGAGUUACAAACUACCGUACAAAUUACGAACCAUUGUAGAAAUUCACGAUGUUAGGAUCUAUGUUUUUCUUUGUUUUUAUCAGAUGUUGAUAAUACCGAGUAUUGUACUUGGUUUCGUUGGAUUUGAUUGUCUGUUCGUCAAUCUCUCAUUUCAUAUUACCGCACAAUUUAGAAUUCUUAGUUUUAUGAUUAAAGAAAUUCUCGAUGAUCCUAAUGCUUUUCAACAUAAUAUGAGAGAACUUGUACUACGGCAUUACAAAUUGAUAAGACAAGCGAAAACAUUGGAAGACAAUUUUAAUGUAAUAAUAUUGCAACAAUUAAUGGGCACAACUUUUCAACUUUGUGAAUCUGGUUAUCAUACACUUUUGAAUACAGUAAAGAAGGAAGUAUUAACGUUGCUCAUAUUCUGUUUUUAUGCUUUGAGCACAUUAAGUACAUUGUUCGUUUAUUGUUACAUCGGCGAGUGUUUUAUUCAAGAAAGUUGGAACCUGAGCAACGCAAUUUAUCGUUACGAGUGGUAUAACGUGUCACCUAUGAAUUUAAAAAUGAUUAACAUUUGUUUGAUGCGAAUGAAAAGACCAGAACAAUUAACUUCUGGUAAAUUUUUCGUCCUAUCAUUGGCCUCCUUUACGGACAUUCUCAAAACUACGAUGGGAUAUCUGUCACUACUACGAACUCUUCUUUGAAAAAUUUCUUUUUAUUCCAUUUUAUAAUCCACCUAUUAAGAAGAACAC